Messenger RNA from Auxenochlorella protothecoides, 1158 nucleotides. RefSeq names its product Zinc finger CCCH domain-containing protein 59. Gene Ontology annotation, molecular function: protein binding. Lineage: Eukaryota; Viridiplantae; Chlorophyta; Trebouxiophyceae; Chlorellales; Chlorellaceae. The record is from RefSeq and is a predicted model, not a curated record. Bases 1 to 1158 code for a protein of 385 amino acids. The transcript is spliced from 6 exons.
AUGAUCAGUAUAGCAAUAACAGACCCGAUAACUAUCAAGGUACGAGCGGUGCUGCCCUGCGGCACUGUGCGCUUGCGUGAUGCUGGGCACCUUGCUCACUGUUCCUGCAAUUCAUCCGUUCCAAGCACAGGCGGAACGAGUGGGAGACAGAACGACACAUACUACAACUCUGGAUACCAAGAUCAGUACCACCAAGGCUGGCAGAACGGGAGAGGGCGGGGCCGAGGCUACUUCGGAGGCCGAGGCUCGCAGAACCCCGGCUACCAGCAGCAGCAAGGCUACAGCAGCAACCGGGGGGGCAGGGGCCGGGGGCGCGGUCGGAGUCAGCCUGGCCAGUCCCAGCCUGCCCCUGAGCCCCUCCCAGACGACGUGGAGUUCCUGGCCGAGCUGAAGGGGCACACAGGCAAGGUCACAGUGGUGGCCAUGGAUCAAGGGUCGGGCCAGCUCUUCACAGGCAGCCACGAUGGGACCGUUCGGUGCGUCAGCACGGUGGAUGUGGGCGGCGAGGUGGACUCUCUCCUGCUGGAGGCUGGAUUCUUGUUCGUGGGGAUCAAGACCCCUGCCAACCAGGGCCAGAUCAAGGCCUGGAACAUGUCCACCAACCAGGAGACCGUGCUCGAAGGCCACACGGGUCAAGUCCUGUCCCUGGCGGCCGCGGGCGGGAUGCUCUUCUCCGGCGCCCAGGACGCCACAAUCCGGGUGUGGAAGCCCAGCCCCCUCGCCGGCUUCGAGUGCAGUGCUGUGCUGCGGGCCGACGGCGGUGGGCAUUCGUCCCCGGUCAGCUGCCUCUGUGCCUCCGGGCCGUACCUCUUCUCCGCAGACUUCAAGGGCAAUAUCAAGGCACGCGAGUGGCAUGUUGGAGUCUGGGACGUGACUGCCGGCGUGCUGCGCCAGGCCGUGGACCGCGCGCACUCGGGCGCCGCGCUGGCGGCCAUCACGGACCUCUUCGUCUGGCAGAACUGCCUCUUCUCCGGAUCCCUGGACGGGUGCAUCAAGCUGCCCUCCUUCGAGGGGCGGGGGGUCCUGUCCGGGGUGAAGAACGUGCGCGCCAUGACCGGGUACAGCGCCGGGAACCUGCUGCUCUCCGGCGACGAGCGGGGGCAGGUGAAGAUCUGGAGGUGGCGCGAGCUGCCCCAGGCCAACGCCGGGGCCUUCUGA